Ficedula albicollis (Collared flycatcher) is the source of this 1897-nucleotide messenger RNA. RefSeq names its product WD repeat domain 18 (gene WDR18). Gene Ontology annotation, biological process: DNA-templated DNA replication; rRNA processing. The record is from RefSeq and is a predicted model, not a curated record. Gene Ontology annotation, cellular component: nuclear pre-replicative complex. The annotation marks the transcript as partial. The transcript has 10 exons. Lineage: Eukaryota; Metazoa; Chordata; Aves; Passeriformes; Muscicapidae. Gene Ontology annotation, molecular function: protein binding.
AUCAACGUCUGGGAGCUCCAGAGGAAGGACCAGCUGCAGCAGAAGAUCAUCUGUCCCGGGCCUGUGACCUGCCUGACAGCCUCUCCCAACGGGCUCUACAUCCUGGCGGGGGUCGCCGAGAGCAUCUACCUGUGGGAGGUGUCCAACGGGAACCUCCUCGCCAUCCUGAACCGACACUACCAGGACCUCACGUGCCUCUGCUUCACUGACGACAGCAGCCACUUCCUCUCAGGGGCCAAGGACUGCCUGGCCCUGGUGUGGAACCUCUACAAUGUGUUGCAGGCAGAGCCCUCCCAGAUCCCUGACCCCCGGCACGUCUGGUCCCAGCACAGCCUCCCCAUCACCGACCUGUGCUGCGGCUUCGGAGGGCCCCUGGCACGGGCUGCCACCGCCUCCCUCGACCAGACAGCCAAGCUCUGGGAAAUCUCAUCUGGGGAGCUCCUGCUUUCCGUUCUCUUCGACGUGGGGAUCAUGGCUGUGACUCUGGACCUCUCUGAGUUCCACAUGUUCUGCGGGGGCAUGGAUGGGUCCAUCUUCCAGGUCGAUCUCUGCGCCUGGCCGGUACAGAGAGACCGGACCUUCCAGACGGAGCGGGAGAACGGGAAGGUCUUUAAAGGGCACAGGAACCAGGUGACAUGUCUGUCAGUCUCCACAGACGGCAGCCUCCUGCUCUCGGGCUCUCACGACGAAACCGUCCGGCUGUGGGACAUCCAGAGCAAGCAGUGCCUGAAGACGAUGAAUCACAAAGGUCCAGUGACAAACGCCUUCAUCGUGCUGGCGCCUGCCAACAUGUUCAACCCCGACGGGAAGCCCAGCGUGCCCCUGCCCAAGUUCAGCAGGCACCUGCACGGCACCGAGAGCAGCGACGAGCCGGGCACUGAGGGGGUGACGCUGCGCCUGGGGCUGCACCAGCAGGAGCCUGGGCAGAGCUACCUGGAGAAGGCAGAGAAGAUGUACUCGCAGAUGUACUCCACGAGGGAAGAGAACCUGGUGGGAGACCAAGAGCACCUGACAAUCCAGGUGAGCGAGCUGGAGGAGGAGGUGAGCAACCUCCGGAAAAUCAACAAGGACCUCUUUGACUUCUCCACUCGCAUCAUCACCAAACCAGCCAAGUGAAGAGGCUGCCCCCGCCCUCGCUCCCCUCCGCCUCUCCCUGUCCGGCUCCUGCGGAAGAGCCCGCCCGCCCUCGGGCACCGCCCAGCCGGCUGCGAGCACCGGCUCACCUUCCCCUGACCCGGCACACGCCGCCUGCUCCGUGACGCGGGACUGAGACCGGCGAGGGGGCAGCACAGGGACCGUGUUCGCCCCGGUUCGGGGCCGGGGGGCUCUCGGGCGGCCGCUGCAGGAGGAGCUCAGGCUCCUGGGAGGGCUCAGGAUGCAGCUCCUGCUCAUUCCCCGUCUCUUCCCCUUGCCCCUUUUUUGUUUCUUUUCGUUACUUGACCCUGCAGUGCAGACAGAAACGUGUUUUCCUCUCAAUACCGAUUUGAGAUUGGAUUUUGGAGACCCCCUUCUGCCCACCCUGUCCUGGGGAUUGCUGCUCAGUGCCACUGGACCCUGUGCUCUGGACAGCAAGGGCUGAGCAGCUCAGGUGCAACCUGAGGGGGGCUGCUGCAACAGGUGGGGGGUCCCAGGCUACCAGGGCUUAGAUUUGGCUCCUGCUCCAUCUGGCAAGCAGGGCCUGGGUUUUCUCUGGGCUUAGAGCACAGGUGGUGGUUUUGGGGCGCAGGGUCACUCUGGGGAGGGGUGGGGGUCCAGCAAGGUGCUAUUUCCAAUCUCAUCAGUCAACAAUUUAUAUAUAUUUGGAUCUACCGACUCUGUUUUCACGGUGUUUGGGGACUUGGCCUUUUGUAUUGUCACAGCAUGGCAGCGGGGGUUGUGGGUUUUAUUUAGGUUUAUU